AUGGCAUCCUCGCCGCAUACUUCAGAUCUGGAGGUCUCUUUGCAGUCAUCUGGUCAUUGCUAUGUCGACAUGCUGCCGGCAGAGCUUUUAACGCGUGUAUUUAAAUUCGUCUACUGGGCAUAUUGUGCGGCCCUCGUCGAUCGGCGCCAUCCGUACAUGUUACAAGAACUCGUAGUCUGCAAGCGUUGGAAGGCCAUCAUACAAGGAACCCCCUAUUUCUGGCAGUUGAUCGUUCCCAGUCCUGGUAAUGAUCGAUUGCGCACGCAAGCGUUGGAGUUCUCUGCAACUCAGCCCCUCACAUUUAUCGCUUCAUGCAAUGGCGCAGGGCUCCAGGAUUUAACUAUCAUGCUCCGAGGCAUGUUAGAGAUGGAUGUUCUUCAACGCACUCGUCGCAUCGACGUGGAACAUCUCCUACAGGGCGUCGAGCUUCAAGUUGGGGACAACCUCAUGCCCACGGUCUAUCCUUUGAUAGCUCAGUUUCUGACGGGAUCUGAAGAGCUCGAAGAGCUUCAAGGGCUUCGUAUCGCUACCAGUCUUGAUUUCAAGAAUGUCGCAGGGAGGCAGAUGCGUAAUCUGCACUCAUUGCAUCUUGAGGCCGUGCGUCGCCCUCCUGAUGUAGGCCGGUGGGCGCGGUCACUUCGAACGCUCAUCUUUGUCAACAUUCGGGACAUUGAUUCUUCAUCUUUCAUGCGCGCUUUGGAGCGUAUGGACACCUUGGAAGAACUAGAGAUUACUAUGACGUCGUUGCAUCUAUCACGCGAUCGCAUUCGACAACCGGGCUCCUUACUUCUUCCGAAGCUCGAACGGCUCACGCUCUACACCGAACUUAUUGAUAUGGAUACGCUGCUGGUAGUGUUUACACUGCCGAAGCUCAGCCUUCUGGCGCUGCAUGCUUACGCCACGCGUGCCGAGCCGUUGCCCGAUCUACAAGGCAUAUACGGUGCUAUCACAGCCGUCAUCGAAGAUCAUCCUUGUGAUGAAGUAGAUCUGGCAUAUACGGCAGAGUUCAAACGGAGUGUUCCCCUCUCGAACUCAUCGAGAUCGCAAUCAGUCCCCGUUAUUCGAUUCGCCGUUGGGGCCGGUUUGACUUACCAGGUUGUUCGCGACAUGACCUUGUCUGUCAUGGCUCGCCCUGGGCUCAUGCGCUCAAUACGGUCGAUCACAUUGAACAUACCCCAGGGGUACAGGACCUCAGAGGACAGUUGGCGUGAGGCCCUCAGGGGGCUGGAAUUUGUUCAGUGUGUGGAACUUGGCGCUAGUGCGCGUGACGCUUGUUGCAUCUUCAACGUCUUGCGGGCUGUUCAGCCGGAUACCGUCGUCCUCCCCUUCCUCAAGAGGGUGAUCUACCGGCCAUUUACCUUCGACAAGUCCGCUGCCAAUGCUAUCGUGUCCCUGUUAAAGCGUCGGUCUGUUCAGUCAGACCGGGUUCAAUGCGUCUUGAACCCGUUCAUUUUCAUGAGGGACGUUUUCUAUAUGCUUACUACGCAGCCCGAAGUAUACGGCAUACUCUCAGACGAUACCUUGUUGUUUCCCGUGAGGUAUUGCUCGAUGGACAAGGACCCUUCGCUGCAAGAAUCGCUGGUAUGA
Molecule: messenger RNA, 1587 nt
Organism: Peniophora sp. CBMAI 1063
Lineage: Eukaryota; Fungi; Basidiomycota; Agaricomycetes; Russulales; Peniophoraceae
Source: the annotation of a GenBank genome assembly